Molecule: messenger RNA, 217 nt
Organism: Paramuricea clavata
Lineage: Eukaryota; Metazoa; Cnidaria; Anthozoa; Malacalcyonacea; Plexauridae
Source: the annotation of a GenBank genome assembly
AGUAAAGAAUUCGAUAGUAUCGACCACGGUCGUCUCCUUCACAAGUUUCUGGACUGUGGAAUCUCGUCAAAUGCACUAGAAGGGUUGCGGAGGUAUCUUACUGAACGAAUACAAGCAGUUCGGAUUGGCGCUGAUCGAAAUAUCGCAUUUACUUCCCAUAACGAUUUCAUUUUAUUCAUCAAUGAUCUUCCUUGUAUCCCGUUAAAGGAACUUGAAA